GGCGCUGUCCCACUACUUAGAAGCAGCUGCUCGGCUCCUUCUUGAGUCUCUUGUCUUCAGUCCUCCUGCCUUCAAGCCAGCCUACACCAUGUCCAUCAGGGUGACCCAGAAGUCCUACAAGAUGUCCACCUCUGGCCCCCGGGCCUUCAGCAGCCGCUCAUACACGAGUGGGCCCGGUGCCCGCAUCAGUUCCUCCAGCUUCUCCCGGGUGGGCAGCAGCAGCAGCUUCAGGGGGAGCCUGGGCUCCAGCAUGGGUCUGAGCAGCAGCUAUGGCGGGCCUGGUGCUGUGGGGGGCAUCACAGCAGUCACUGUAAACCAGAGCCUGCUGAGCCCCCUCAAGUUGGAGGUGGACCCCAACAUCCAGGCUGUGCGUACUCAGGAGAAGGAGCAGAUCAAGACCCUAAACAACAAGUUUGCCUCCUUCAUCGACAAGGUACGGUUUCUGGAGCAGCAGAACAAAAUGCUGGAGACCAAAUGGAGCCUCCUCCAGCAGCAGAAGACUGCUCGCAGCAACAUGGACAACAUGUUUGAGAGCUACAUCAACAAUCUUCGGCGGCAGCUGGAGUCCCUGGGCCAGGAGAAGCUGAAGCUGGAGGCAGAGCUUGGCAACAUGCAGGGACUGGUGGAGGACUUCAAGAAUAAGUAUGAGGAUGAGAUCAAUAAGCGUACAGAGAUGGAGAAUGAAUUUGUCCUCAUCAAGAAGGAUGUGGAUGAAGCUUACAUGAACAAGGUGGAGCUGGAGUCUCGCCUGGAAGGGCUGACUGACGAGAUCAACUUCCUCAGGCAGCUGUAUGAAGAGGAGAUCCGUGAGCUGCAGUCCCAGAUCUCCGACACGUCCGUGGUGCUGUCCAUGGACAAUAGCCGCUCCCUGGACAUGGACGGCAUCAUUGCUGAGGUCCGCGCCCAGUACGAGGAGAUCGCCAACCGCAGCCGGGCCGAGGCCGAGAGCAUGUACCAGAUAAAGUACGAGGAGCUGCAGACGCUGGCUGGGAAGCACGGGGAUGACCUGCGCCGCACCAAGAAUGAGAUCUCUGAGAUGAACCGCAACAUCAGCCGCCUCCAGGCGGAGAUCGAGGCCCUCAAAGGCCAGAGGGCAUCCCUGGAGGCUGCCAUCGCCGAUGCUGAGCAGCGCGGGGAGCUGGCCAUUAAGGAUGCCAACGCCAAGGUGGCUGAACUGGAGGCCGCCCUGCAGCGGGCCAAGCAGGACAUGGCGCGGCAGCUGCGCGAGUACCAGGAGCUCAUGAACGUCAAGCUGGCCCUGGACAUCGAGAUCGCCACCUACCGCAAGCUGCUGGAGGGCGAGGAGAGCAGGCUGGAGUCUGGGAUGCAGAACAUGAGUAUCCAUACGAAGACCACCAGUGGCUACUCAGGAGGACUGAGCACAUCCUAUGGGGGCCUCUCCAGCCCUGGCCUCAGCUACGGCCUCAGCUCCUUCCAGCCCAGCUUCAGCUCUGCUGGGGGCUCUAGCUCCUUCAGCCGCACCAAGGCCGUGGUUGUGAAGAAGAUUGAGACUCGCGAUGGGAAGCUGGUGUCUGAGUCCUCAGAUGUCCUGCCCAAGUGAACGGCCUCCGUAGCUCCUCCCGUCUCCUGCCUUCUGCUGCUGCCCCAGAGCCUGGGGGGAGGCAGCUGUAAGAGGGGAGCAUAGGGAACGAGAGACCCACCCGAGGCUCAGCCCUAGCCCUACCCACCCCUGGGCAUCCCCUCUUUUGCCUGGAGUACCCCCUCUUGCCCAUGCCCUUAACCCCAAACCAAUUCAUUUGUUUUUUUCCAAAAUAAAGCCUCCGGUGGCCCUGCCA
Messenger RNA from Sciurus carolinensis (gray squirrel), 1796 nucleotides. RefSeq names its product keratin 8 (gene Krt8). Gene Ontology annotation, cellular component: keratin filament. NCBI's taxonomy places the organism in Eukaryota, Metazoa, Chordata, Mammalia, Rodentia, Sciuridae. The record is from RefSeq and is a predicted model, not a curated record. The coding region runs from base 89 to 1561 and encodes 490 amino acids. The transcript is spliced from 9 exons.